UAUAAACGGCCUCCCCGCCCCCUGCUUGUGCUUGCUCCCUGGGAGCGCGCAGCACCGCGAUCCGGUUCCCGGUGUGUCCUCCGAACACAGUGGAACACCGAUCGUUGUACGGUGAUCCAAUCAGUGAUCACUACAUGUGAAAUCUGUGAAUGAUCACAGAGGUCACAUGGUACAAGGCUAUACACAACAGCCUUGUACCAUGUGACAAGCUGUGACCAAUCACAGUUCACACAGUGUUUCUCAAUGGCUGCAAGAAUGCAGCCAUAGAGAAGGAGACA
Staurois parvus is the source of this 278-nucleotide messenger RNA. NCBI's taxonomy places the organism in Eukaryota, Metazoa, Chordata, Amphibia, Anura, Ranidae. The record is from the annotation of a GenBank genome assembly.